CGCAGGUGCGCGCCUGACAAUCUUACAAAGGGCGCAGGUGCGCGCUGAUUGAUCGCACACAUGCGUGAGGGUUGCCGUGUUUUUUUGCUGCUCUCUGGUUUAGCCGCUGUAUUCUGAAUUUGUAAAGGCAUUUUUUUUGUUUGGCUGCCAACAUGAGUGGCACCCCGUACAUCGGCAGUAAAAUUAGUUUGAUAUCCAAGGCGCAGAUGCGGUAUGAGGGAAUAUUGUCGUCGGUCGACACCGAUCGGUCCACCGUUGCCUUGGCUAAAGUUAAAUCCUAUGGGACGGAGGACCGGCACACAGAUCGACCAGCGCCGCCUAAAGAUGACAUUUAUGAAUACAUCAUCUUCAGAGGAAGUGACAUCAAAGAUAUCACCGUGUCUGAACCACCGAAACCUCACCACGGGCUACCUCGUGACCCUGCUAUUGUACAGUCAUCCGUUGGCAACUCGUCUGCUGGUUAUCACCCGCGCUGGAGUUCAUACAGGGACAUGAUGCCCACCUACAACCAGCUGGCUGCUACUUCUCUACUCAACCAGCAGUACAAUGCAGCACUGGGCUUAGUACCAGGAAUUCACGGCAUCCCGGCCAGAAGGGCCCCCAUGGUCGAGCAGGCUGUCCAGACGGUGCCCUUGGUCAGUGCCUCCCAGAAACGAGGGAAGACUUUGACCCAGCCACCGGCGAGCAAACCGCCCGUUCGUCCGAACCAGCGCGCCGGCCCGGCCCAGAAGGAGAACGUGCCCACCAGUCGGGCGCCCCCUCCGCCAAGUGCAGCCAAGGUCCAAGCCCAAGGCGCUGAGAACCAGAAACAAAGGCAAAAACAAGGUGUCGGCAGUCGAAGGUCCAGGAAUCGCAGCAGAGGCCAACUUCUUGUCAAAAACUCAAAAGCCACAACUUUGCAGUUUGAGUCAGAUUUCGAUUUCGAAACUGCAAACGCUCAGUUUAAAGAUGAGCUCACUAAGGAGGUUGUGGUGGAGAAGGUGGAUUCUGGGGAGGACCCGGACAGCCAAGGUGCGCCGGAGGAGGAUGAGGCUCUGGGAGAAAAGUACUAUGACAAAGCCAAAUGCUUCUUCGACAACAUCUCCUCCGACCUUAAGCCCAGGCGAACCACCUGGGCGGAGGAGAAAAAGAUGAACAUGGAGACGUUUGGCGUGCCCGGGCGCUUCCUGCGAGCCAGAGGAUUCAGAGGUCGCGGGCGCAGAGGGCCGAGCGCCGCUGAGCAGCGACCCCUCCCAAAAGAUGUUAGUGGGAGGGUGUGAGGGUGCUUCUUUAUGUUGACCUUUUCUGUAGAUAUUGUAGUUUUCUACUUAUUUAAAAAAAAAAGUACCUCCUGUUUUUUUUCCCCGAAUUUAAAGUGGAAACAUUUUUUUUUUUCCUCAAUCCCAAAUUUAUGAAGUUUUAUGUGAAAUGGGAGAGCAAUUUCUUUUAAUCAAGCAGCUGUAUGCUCGAAGCAAAUUUAUUAAUUUGCAGUUGGCUUGGUGAAAUGCAAUGUGGAAUUUUGUCUUCCAGCCAGCCAGCAGGCACAUAAAUGAAGUUCUGCUUUUUGCUGAAUAUAUUCUGUCUGAGGACUUCUUUUUUUUUUUUCUCUCCCUUGUAAAAUGGAAACUGUGGAGGACUUUAACAGUUGUUAUUAAAUAACAUCAUUAUCAGAAUG
This is a messenger RNA of Gasterosteus aculeatus aculeatus (three-spined stickleback), 1654 nucleotides long. Its product is annotated as protein LSM14 homolog B. The record is from RefSeq and is a predicted model, not a curated record. Gene Ontology annotation, molecular function: mRNA binding. Lineage: Eukaryota; Metazoa; Chordata; Actinopteri; Perciformes; Gasterosteidae.